Naegleria lovaniensis is the source of this 789-nucleotide messenger RNA. RefSeq lists its product as uncharacterized. Gene Ontology annotation, molecular function: thymidylate synthase (FAD) activity; flavin adenine dinucleotide binding. The transcript has a single exon. The record is from RefSeq and is a predicted model, not a curated record. The coding region runs from base 1 to 789 and encodes 262 amino acids. NCBI's taxonomy places the organism in Eukaryota, Heterolobosea, Eutetramitea, Acrasida, Naegleriidae. Gene Ontology annotation, biological process: dTMP biosynthetic process.
AUGUCUCAAUUUAAAAAACGACUCAUCACGAUCAUUGAAAAAUCAGGUGGUAUCGUGGAAGAUGAAUUAUUUGUGUUGAAACCAGGAGUGAUCAUCACUGAAGUUUCUAAAUCAACUCCCGAAGCUCUUGAUCUCUAUCAGGCCAUGCACUGCAAUCACGGAGAUGAUUAUUUACAAAGUGCUGAAUUCAAGGGACGUCUCACCUAUUUGAGCUUUAAAGAUCAACCCACAACAAGUGAAGAGAGUGCCAACUUUCAUCAUCGAAUGAUCAAUGAAGCCAAACAUUUGAGUAUCUAUGCAGGAACGACAGUAACCUUUUUAAUUGCUGGUUGUACAGUGGAGACUUGUCAAGAGUUAGUGGCACACAGAGAAGCCUCAGUAGCUCGAUUGACUUCAUCGGCAACAUUGGCCAUGAGUGAGUGUUUGUUUAGAGUGCAGGGAGAGUCCGCUCCUCGUCAGAAGGAAAUGAUUCGUGAGUUUUUACAGCUGCGAGAGAAGAAUAAGGAAUUUUGGGAUAAGAAGAACACCCAAACCGAAAUGCUGAGCACAGAAUUCUUUAACAUGCAAAAUUUGUCUUGCAAGUGCAAUGCAUUGACAUUUACAAUUAAUAUUAAGGAUUUACACAAGCUAUUGAUUGGAAGAAUGUGUUCAAAAGGAAACGAGACUGAAGUUCAAGAAGUGUGCUCCAAGAUGGCUGAACUAGCUCACAAACAAUUCCCAGAAAUUAUCAAGGAGCCAUCCUUCUAUAGAAAGAUGGACGAUAAUGGAGAAAAGUUGGCUGUCAAUUAG